Panthera uncia (snow leopard) is the source of this 19060-nucleotide messenger RNA. RefSeq names its product GRB2 associated binding protein 2 (gene GAB2). The transcript has 9 exons. The record is from RefSeq and is a predicted model, not a curated record. NCBI's taxonomy places the organism in Eukaryota, Metazoa, Chordata, Mammalia, Carnivora, Felidae. Bases 15932 to 17578 code for a protein of 548 amino acids.
UUUUUUUUAAUGUUUAUUUAAUUUUGAGAGAGACAGCAUGAGUGGGGGAGGGGCAGAGAGAGAGGUGACACAGAAUCCAAAGCAGGCUCCAGGCUCUGAGCUGUCAGCACAGAGCUGAACGCGGGUCUCAGAUUCACAAACUGUGAGAUCAUGACCUGAGCCUAAAUCGGGUGCUUAACUGACUGAGCCACGAAAGCUUUUUAGUUUAAUGUAGUUCCAUUUGUUUAAUUUUGCUUUUCUUAUUUGUAUUUUUCGUAUCAUAUCCAAAAAACUCCUUGCCAAUACCACCAUCAAGGAAUCUUUUUUUCUGUUUUCUCUUGGGAGUUUUAUGGUUUCAGAUCUUACAUUUAUCUAUCUAUUUAUCUAAGCAUGCACACGUGAGUGGGGGAGGGGCAGAGAGAGAAGGAGAGAGAAUCCCAAUCAGACUUUGCACUGUCAGUGCAGAGCCAGAUGCAGAGCUCUAUCCCAAGAACCGUGAGAUGAUGACCUGAGCUGAAAUCAAGAGUGGGAUGCUCAACCAACUGAGCCACCUAGAUGCCCCUAGGUCUUACAUUUAAAUCUUUAAUCCAUUUUGAGUUAGUUUUUGUGAGUAAUAUAAUAUAAGGGUCCAGUAUCAUUUGUUGCAUGUCAGUAUCCAGUUUUCCUAGCACCAUUUUUUUUUGAAGACACUAUGUUUUCCCCACUGAGUAUGCUUGGCUCCCUUGUCAAAUAUUAGUUGACCAUACAUGUGAGGCUUUCUAUUAUGUUCCAUUGAUCUGUGUGUCUGUUUUUAUGUCAUACCAUACUGUUUUGAUUACUAUAGCUUUGUCGUAUAGGCUGAAAUCAGGACGUGUGAUACCUGCAACUUUAUUCUUCUUUCUCAGGAUUGCUUUCUCUAUUUGGAAUCUUUUGUGGUUCCAUAUGAAUUUUAAAAUUGUUUUUCUGUUAUUGUAAAAAAAAAAUGACAUUGGGAGGGGUGCCCACUUGUCUCCACUGAGUGUCCGACUUCAGCUCAGGUCAUGAUCUCUUCGCUUGUGAGUUCGAGCCCCGCGUCAGGCUGUAUGCUGACAGCUCAGAACCUGGAGCCUGCUUCGGAUUCUGUGUCCCUCUCUUGCUAUGCCCCUCCCUCACUCAUGUUCCGUCUCUCUUUCUCUCUCUCUGAAGAAUAAAUAAACAUUAAAAAAAAUUUUUUUAAUGACAUUGGAGCUUUGAUAGGGAUUUCAUUGAAUCUGUAAAUGGCUUUGGGUAGUGUGAACCUUUUGACAAUGUUAAUUCUUCCAAUCCAUAAACAUGAGAUAUCUUUCCAUUUAUUUGUGUUGAAGUUCUUAACUUUUGAACAAGGAGCCUCAUUUUCACUUUGUACCAGACUCUACAAAUUAUGUAGUCAGUUGUGCCUGGACUAGAUGUCCUGUCUUAGCAAUUCUGUGAUUCUAUUCUUCCUUGCAGAUUAUGAGUCUGCAUUUACUCUUAGGAUCUUUGGUAUAAUCUUUGUUUCCUGAAUGGAAUUUCCCCAAAUUUCUGUCAUUUAUGGGCUUCAUGAAUUUUUUGUUUUUCCCUUUAUUUUAUUCCUGAUGAAAGAAUAAAAAGCUUAUUGGGGAAAAAAGGGAGAGAGAAAAUAAAAAAGGAAUCAAAAGAACAGGAGGGAGGGGCAUCUGGGUGGCUCAGUCGGUUAAGCAUCCAACUUCAGCUCAGGUUGGAUCUCACAGCCUGUGAGUUUGAGUCCCACGUCAGGCUCUCCACCGACAGCUCAGAGUCUGGAGUCUCCCACUCUCUCUCUGCCCCUCCCCCAUUCACACUCUGUCUCUCUCUCAAAAAUAAAAUAAAAACAUAAAAAAUUAAAAAAAAAAAAAGGCAGGAGGGAAAAACCAUAGACUUAGCUCCCCAACCCCAGUCUCCAAGCUUUCAUAAAUGUUAGAGAUAAGUCCAAAGAAUACCUCAGCUUAAAAAAAAAAUAAUAAUAGGUAUGAUUGGGGAAGAAAGUAAUCAGAAAGCAAUUGCUUUUUUUUAAUUAAGUUUUUAAAUUUUAAUUCCAAUAUAGUUAACAUACAAUAUUAUAUUACAACAUAGUGAUUCAACAAUUCUAUACAUUACUCAGUGCUCAUCAUAAUAAAUGUACUCUUUAAUCCCCAUCACCUGUUUCACCCACUGCUCCCCCACCUCCCCUUUGGUAACCCUCUGCUCUCUCUAGUUAAGAGUCUGUUUCUUGAUUUCUCUCUUUUUUCCUAUGCUCAUUUGUUUUGUCUCUUAAAUUCCACAUAUGAGUGAAAUCAUAUGGUAUUUGUCUUUCUCUCACUGACUUUUUUCACUUAGCAUAAUAUACUCUAGAUACAUCCAUGUUGGUGCAAAUGGCAAGAUUUCAUUCAUACACAUAGACACACACAUGCAUACACACAUACACACACCCCACAUCUUCUUUAUCCAUUCAGCUAUCGAGGGACAUUUGGGCUACUUCCGUAGUUUGGCUGUUGUAAAUAAUAGUGGUGCAUGUAUCCCUUUGUAUUAGUGUUUUUGUAUUUGGGGGGUAAAUGCCCAAUAGUGUGAUUACUGGAUUGCGGGAUAGUUUUAUUUCCAACUUUCUGACGAACGUCCAUACUGUUUUCCACAGUGGCUGCACCAGUUUGCGUUUCCACCAAUAGUGCACGAGGGUUCCUUUUUCUCCAUAUCCACGCCUAUAUCUGUUGUUUCUUGUGUUUUUUAAUUUUUUCUUCUUGUAUUUUUUAUUUUAGCCAUUCCAACAGGUGUGAUGUGAUAUCUCAUUGUGGUUUUGAUUUGCAUUUUCCUGAUGAUGUGUGAUGUUGAGCAUCUUUUUAUGUGUCUGUUGCCAUCUGGAUUUCUUUGGAGAAAUAUCUGUUCAUGUCUUCUGCCCAUUUUUUUAAAAAGUAUUUAUUUAUUUUGAGAAAGAGCACAUGCAUGUAAGCUGGGGAAGGGCUGAGAGAAUCCCUGCGUUGUUAGAGCAGAGCCUAACACAGGACUUGAUCUCAUGAACUGUGAGAUCAUGACCUGCACUGAAAUCAAGAGUCAGAUGCUUAGCAAACUGAAGCACCCAGGCGCCCCUCUUCUGCCCAUUUUUUAAUUGGAUUAUUUGUUUUUUGGGUGUUGAGUUGUAUCAGCUCUUUAUUUAUUUUGGGUACUAACCCUUUAUCAGAUAUGUUAUUUGCAAAUGUCUUCUCCCAUUCCAUAGGUUGCCUUUUAGUUUUGUUGAUCGUUUCCUUCACAACAAUUUUUAUUUUGAUGAAGUCCUAAUAGUUUAUUUUUGCUUUUGUUUCCCUUGCCUCAGGACACCCAUCUAGGAAAAAAAGCUGCUACAACCAGUGUCAGAGAAAUCACUGCCUCUGCUCUCUUAGGGAUUUUUUAUGGUUUCAAGUGUCACAUUUAGGUCUUAAUCCAUUUUGAGUUUAUUUAUGUGUAUGGUGUAAGAAAGUGUCCAGUUUCACUCUUUUGCAUGUGGCUGUCCAGUUUCCCUACACCAUUUGUUGAAGAGACUAUUUUUCCCACUGCAUAUUCUUUCCCCCUUUGUCGAAGAUUAAUUGACCAUGUAAUUGUGGGUUUAUUUCCUGGGUUUUCUCUUCUGUUCCAUUAAUCUAUGUGAGCAAAUUCCUUUUAAUUGAAUUAUUUCCUUGUGGGAUUAGAGGUGUUCCUACCAAGACAAACAUAUCCUUGAGAUAUAACAAAAACUACUCUUGGUGCAAAUAUAUUUUUUUAAUCACAAAUUUAAAAAGGAAUUAUUAUCUGGAUCCUUUUAUUGUAUAGGAUUUAAGUACAGUUCAAAUGCAAAUAUGUAGAACCACAUAUUUAUCUAGGCUUGUUUUCUUUGGUAGGAAAAUUCAUCCAUUCAUGCGCUUAUUUUGUGAUGGUCCUUGUCACAACCACUGAGGUUACAAAGAUGACCAGUAGAGUUCCAGUGCUCAGAUAUCUUAGUCUAGUGAAGGGGGCAGACCUCUAACCAGGCAGUCACGGGGGAGUACUGUAAUAGAGGCAUCACCAAGCAUGGAGACACCAGCCUGUACCACCAGCUCAGUGAGGGAAGGGAGGAGGGAUAAGUAACAAAUAAUCAAGUCAGUAUUUUUCCACUACCCUUGUCUUUUAAAAGAUAUAUUCCCUUAAACCUUCAACUUCUUUUCUUAAGGGGUUUAUUUUAUUAGAUGCCAGGUAGUUUCAUUACCAGAGCAAGGAUAUUGUCUGUAACAGAAGUUUUGGAUUCUUUGUGAGAUCUUUCUGAGGGAGACAACAGGCUUUUCUUCCAUCAUAGGAGAAUUUACUGUGUUAAAAGAUCCGGCCACAUAAUGGCUUACGUUUUAAUUUAGAGACUUUCUUAAAAAUGGAUUAUGUCUAUAAAACCCUCAGAUAAGGAAUUAAAGCCUAAUCACCCAAAUAAGUGGGGUUUUUUAACGGAGAGUCAGGACUAGAGGAGAAGCAGGAAGGAAAUUAACAUUUGAUUACCUACUUUUAUUUAUUUCAUUUAAUCACUUUUAUCAACUGUGUUUCCAUUCUUUUCUUUUUUUCAUUUUUAAUGUUUUCAUUUUUAAAUAUAAUUUAUUGUCAAAUUGGCUUACGUACAACACCCAGUGCUCAUCCCAGCAAGUGUCCUCCUCCCUGCCCAUCCCCCACUUUCCCCUCUCCCCCGCCCACCAUCUACCCUUAGUUUGUUCUCAGUCCUUAAGAGUCUCUUAUGGUUUGCCUCCCUCCCUCUGUAACUUCCCCCCCUCCCCCAUGGUCUUCUGUUAAGUUUCUCAAGAUCCACAUAUGAGUGAAAACAUAUGAUAUUGUCCUUCUCUGACUGACUUAUUUCCAUUCUUUUCAAAUAAGGAGAAUGAGUGCUUCUUCUUCCCUGCCUAGCACUCCAGGACCCCAGCUCUUCUCUGUCCUCCUACCUGCCUCGGCUGGGUUCACAUGGGCUCUCUGUCAUCUGUCCCUGAGGCUUCCUUAAUACAACACUGCUCUCAUUUUGCUGGGGCUUACUGAGAAUAAUCCAGUCUCUUGGGUGUCAGUGUCAGCAGCCUUCUUAUAUGGAAAACACCCGGUACUGACGCCUAACCCUCAGUGGCCACAAAAGAAAAUAAUUGGAGCUAUAUAUUGAGCAUGUACUCUAUGUGAAGUAGAAGCUCUGCAUAAAGUUUCACUAAAAAUUCACAUGAAUCCUUUGAGGGAGGAAUAGUUUUGACCCAAAAUCACACAGCUAGAAAAUGACAGCCAAGAUUCUAGUCUAACCCAGGUAUGACUUUGCAUUAUAAUAUGCUGCCUCUUGGGGUGCCUGGUGGCUCAGUUGGUUGAACCCCUGACUCUGGCCCAGGCCAUGAUUUCAUGGUCCGUGAGUUCGAGCCCUGCAUCAGGCUCUGUGCUGACAGCUCAGAACCCAGAGCCUGCUUCUCAUUCUGUGUCUCCCUCUCUCUUUCUGCCCCUCUGCCACUCAUGCUCUGUCUCUCUCUCUCAAAAACUAAAUAAACAGGGGCGCCUGGGUGGUUUGGUCAGUUAAGCGUCCGACUUCAGCUCAGGUCAGGAUCUCACAGUCCGUGAGUUCGAGCCCCGCGUCGGGCUCUGUGCUGACAGCUAGGAGCCUGGAGCCUGCUUCAGAUUCUGUGUCUCCCUCUCUCUGUGCCCCUCCCCCACUCAUGCUCUGUCUCUCUCUGUCUCAAAAAUAAAUAAACGUUAAAAAAAAAAUUAAAAAAAAAAACUAAACAUAAAAAAAUUUUUUUUAAGUAAUAUGCUCUUUGUCUCUUACCUCCUGGAAUAUAAACAUAUGCCAGAACCAAGCCCAGAUAUUGUUGCCUCUUUGGACCUUAUGCAUUGGGCUGGAAGCACUCUCUGACCCCUUCCACAAGGGGUCCUACAGCUGGCUCAGGUUUCCCUCCUCACCAACCCAUAUUGCUCAAAUCCUUCCACUGGACUGUCCCAAGAAUUUAGUAAACUCUAGGGUUUUAAUCCAGUUAUCACACACUAUUGCUGAAUCUGUAGGCUGGGGGUAAGGGUACCUGAGUUUGAAUCACAACUCUGGGGUUAUAUGAACAGGUCAUGUGAUUGGAAUCCCAGUGUCCUUUUGUUGAAUAGAGAUAAAAUUAUCUUCUCCCCCAGUGACUCUGCUUCUCUCUGGAUUCACCAAGACAGACCUCAGACCUCUGACAGCCACUUCGGUUUCAUAGUCCCCAGAGGAGUAUUGGCCUUGUGUUCUGUGCAGAGCUAUCCCCUGGGGCUGUGCAAGGCUGUAUCCCUGCUCACUGCUUGAUCCUGGAAACAUUCCAUUCCAUGGGAAGCCUCCUUCAAGCAGAUAUACCCUUUUUCCUUCUUUAUGUAAGAGUUGUGAUGGGACCCAUUUAAAAAAAAAAAAAAAAAACACUUCUGUUUUUCACUUUCGUCUGGAAGAGGUUCUAUGGCAGAUGGAGUCUUAAAAAAAAAAAAAAAAAAGCCUUAUUGCCACCCCCAGCCUCUUCUUUCUACUGCCACCCUCCAACUCCUCACAUACCCUAGCCAAAAAUGCCUAGGAUAAAAGCUGUCUAGGAUCAAGAACAGACCAGGAGUGAAACUGAGUCUAAAUAUGGACAUAAGGAUGGAGGAAACUCUGUCCAAAAGGAAACCAGGGAUGAUGCUCCAGAAGGAAAAGCAAUUCCAAGAAUAUCAAGAAGGUUUCAUAUCACAUGUGUAGAGUCUGGGGGGGCGGCGGGGGGUGUGCGCGCACAGAUGUACGCACAAGCACAAAAAUAAGAACCCCAUCUUCCUCUGGGAAUCAAAAUAGCCUUCAGUCCCCAGAGUAAGGGAGCAGGAAGCUUCUGUGAGCUCUGUUUAUGAGCAGGCGAGUCUGAGUCCUCACAUUUGUGGCCCAGUUGUGGGCAGCUGUCCCUGACCAGAUGCACCACACACAAAAAGAACCAGCCAUCAGCACAGAGCUUUGAUGAAUUAUUCAUGGGCUCAGGAGGCAUCCACUGUUAGGAAGCCCUCACCCCUAUCCUUUGAAUCCUCCAAGGCGAGGACUCCUUCCCUUUGUCCCCUCCCUCCUUUAUGUAUUCAGUAACUAUUCUGAGGCCUGCACAGCCAUUUUUACAUGGACUCUGAAAGGCACACUAGCUGUACUUGAGUCCCAGCUCUGUGAUUUAUUUGCUCUAUGAUACUGCAUAAGUAACUUUAUCUCUUUGAGGUUUCAUCAUCUAUAAAGUGGAAGUGAUGCUCCCUCUCAGUUGUUGGGAGGAAGGUAGGACAAUAGUUGCACAGUGUGAACAAUACCUGCUUGGUUCACUGUUUUCCCUGUAGUGGUUGUGGUGAUGAUGAUUUUUAUAUGUUUAGGCCAAGAUGAACAGGAUUUAAGUAUCUGGUGUCCUUAGAGAACUUGACAGACUACAAAACGCUUAUACAGUCUCCUUUCAGUGUAAAGAAACAAACAAAAUAAGAUAGGGCUGCUAGCAUUCUUCCUCUUGCACGGGUAAGGAUGCUAAGGUUUAAAUGGUGCAGAAAGCAGUGUUGCUGAGGCUAGAAUCCAAGGCUUUAACUCCGUCCAAGGACUGUGUGCUCUACCUCCUCAUUAGUCCUAGCUCUGCUUCGCAGACCUGUUUGCUACAGCUUCUCGUAAGUCACAAAAUAGCCAGCAGGGGGUAAAAGCAGGAAGUUUCUACGUUACUGAGAACUGACCAUUUAGAAAGUAAAGUGCUGUCUAUACAUGAAUAUUAAACUUCGAGGGCUAAAUUAGCAAGGUAGCAUAAUCUAUCUUAUUUAAUUUUAUUUUAAUUCAGGUAUAGAUAACAUAUAGUAUUAUAUUAGUUUCAGGUAUAUAAUAUAGUGAUUCAACACUUCCAUACAACACCCAGCGCUAAUCACAAGUGCACUCCUUUAUCCCCAUCCCCCCCAUCUACCUCCCCUCUGGUAACCAUCAGUUCUCUAUAGUUAAGAGUCAGCUUCUUGGUUUAUUUCUUUUUUUUUUUUUUAAUUUUUUUUUUUAACGUUUAUUUAUUUUUGAGACAGAGAGAGACAGAGCAUGAAUGGGGGAGGGUCAGAGAGAGGGAGAUACAGAAUUGAAACAGGCUCCGGGCUCUGAGCUGUCAGCACAGGGGCCCGAUGCGGGGCUCGAACUCACGGACCGCGAGAUCGUGACCUGAGCCGAAGUCGGCGCUCAACCGACUGAGCCACCCAGGCGCCCCUGUUUAUUUCUUUCUUUUCCUUUGUUCACUUUUUGUGUUUUUUUUAAAUUCCACAUAGGCAUGGAAUCAUACAGUAUUUGUCUUUCUCUGACUUUUUCUGCUUAACAUAAUACAUUGUAGCUCCAUCCAUGUUGUUGCAAAUGGCAAUAUUUCAUUCUUUUUUAUGGCUGAGUAAUAUUCCAUUGUGUAUAUAUACCACAUCUUUAUCCAUCAGUUGAUGGACACUUGGGCUGCUUCCAUAAUUUGGCUGUUGUAAAUAAUGCUGCAAUAAACAUAGGGGUGUAUGUAUCUUUUAAAAUUAGUGUUUUUGUCGGGCGCCUGGGUAGCUCAAUUGGUUAAGCCCAACUUCUGCUCAGGUCAUGAUUUCAUGGCCUGUGGGUUCAAGCCCCACAUGGGGCUCUGUGCUGACAGCUCAGAGCCUGGAGCCUGCUCCAGAUUCUGUCUCUGUCUCUUUCUCUCUCUCUGCACCCCCCUACUCAUACUCUGUCUGUCUGUCUGUCUCUCUCUCUCUCAAAAAAUAAACAUUAAAAAAAUUGUUUUAUUUUUUUUUUAACAUUUUUAUUUAUCUUUGAGAGACAGAGACAGAGUGCAAGCAGGGGAGGGGCAGAAAGAGAAGGAGACACAUAAUCGGAAGCAGGCUUCAGUCUCUGAGCUGUCAGCACAGAGGCCAAUGUGAGGCUUGAACGCACCAACUGUGAGAUCGUGACCUGAGCCGAAGGUGGACGCUUAACCAACUGAGCCACCCAGGCGCCCCCCAAAAUUUUUUAAAUAAAAUUAGUGUUUUUGUACUCUUUGGAUAAAUACCCAGUAGUGUGGUUACUGGAUCAUAUGGUAGUUCUAUUUUUAACUUUUGAGGAACCUCCAUAUUGUUCUCUGCAGUGGCUGCAUGGUUCGCAUUCCCACCAACCAUGCGUGAGAGUUCCUUUUUCUCUACACCCUCACCAAUACAUGUUAUUUAGCACAAUCCAUCUUAGACUAGCUAAAAAACCACUAGAACUAGAACUCAGGGAGUGUCCUUAGUAAUUCUUGAAGAUUUUGAAAUAAGGCCUGGGCCUCCUCCAUAUGCUAUGUAUCAUUUUAGCUCUUUCCCUUCUUCUGACCCCCCUCACAGGAGCUUCAUGGCAGUCAUAUGCCCAGCUCUGUGGAAUAAGGACUUCCCAGAGUUCCAACUAACUGUUCUUUACCUCUACCACAGCUUUGAGUUAGGCUGCCCCACCUUUAAGUAUUUUGUAAAUACUGAAACUUCUAGUGAUCCAUGAGUUUCCCUAGUAACUAGACAGCAGAAUUGCUUUAAGUCCUGAGUCCCCACUGGAUGCUUUUGGGAAAUCUUCAACCUUCAGUGGGAGACUAUUAUCAAAGGCAGGAAGGGGGUAUCUUCAAACAGCUCCUUCCUUUCUAGAAAGAAGGACUGGUGCCUUAAAGGUCAGGACCCCUUAUUCCAGCUGGACAUUGGACAGCAGGGAGGGCUGUGGUGGAGCCAGGCAGUCCACCCAGAUGCCCUCUGGUGACCUUGGUCCUUUCCCCCAGAUGCAGUGAGUGGGAGAGCCAUGAAUGGAGGAGGGCAGGGAGGAAAGAGGCCUUUCUCAGAGACCUCACCCUUUCUCUCUUCUUAUCCUUGGGAGGACCAUCUCCUCCCUUGUUCCCUCUCCUACCUUUUGCUCUUGGUGGUUUUGUUUUUGUUUUGUUUUGUUUUGGUUUUUGGCCAAGCUCAGAUCCCCCAGCUCCUCUGGGGGAUCCUUAUUGGAAGCUUAGAGCAAAUGUGGGAGGUAAAAUGUAGCUUCUCCUGAGGCUGACAAGUUCCUUGAGGAGCAAAGAACAGAGUAGAGACUGACCCGGGCCCCAGCCCAGAGGCGGAGGCUGCUGUCUGAAUCACCCACCCUUUUUUUCCACUGAGACAAUGAGGAAAAUAAACAUCCAGACUAGUUUCCAGCCAGAUCUGAAAUCCUCAUGCCUUUUUUAAAAAGAAAAAUGUUAUUCUAAAUAACUCUGAAAUAUCAGGCCUUCAUCCUCCAUCUUUUUUUGUUUGUUUUCUUUUGUCUACAGCUGGGUCUGCUCACACUGAGAGUAGGUUUUGAGUUGGGACAUGAACUCCAUAAAAUCCCCACAGGCACCCCUGUGCUCUUCUGGAGCAGGCUCUAGCCCAGGCCUCCAGGGAGGCCCAGCCCCCCUGGAAGAGGAGAAGGCGUCGGGGAGAAACCCAACCCUCUUCUUUUCAUUCUGAGCCUGGAUCCCUCUUCCUGCUUUCCCUUUCGUACCAGACAUGCCCCCUCACCAGCCCCCAGGCAGCCAGCAUGGAUUAGGUCUAGUGUUUACCUGCCAGAACCCAUAGACUGCUAGAGAGGAGAGCACCUCGUCCCAACUCUUCAAUCCCAGAAGCCUCUGACAGCUCUCAGACAUCUCUUGAGACGUCCCCCCAUUUUUGUUCUUUGAGUUGCUUCUGAUUAUCUUUAGAGAAGGAGGGUAAUUAAGUAUUGUUGAAUUGGUCCCAGACCAGAUUCCAAAGCCCAAUCUGAGUCUAUUUUUCUUCUAGAGAUAGAAUUAUGACUUUGAUUUUAGGGGUAAGUCACCUUGGGCCUCAGAAGAUCUUGAUUAUUUAAACAUCCACUCACAUACAGAUCUUUGUAGGAUUCUGAGCUCAAUAAAAUCAGUAGGCAUGGUCAUCUGUCUCUAGGAUAUGAAUUGGGAGUCAAAGUCCUGGUUUUAAGUUUCAGCUUUGUUACUGAUUCAGUGUGUUGAUCUUAGUUUCUUCAACUAUAAACUAAAAUUGGAGACCAAAAUGGUAAUUUUCAAGCUUUUUUCUUUGCAUUGCUUGUUAACUGUAUCUUGCAUGGAACAUAACAUAUAAAACAGGUGAAAGGAAGCCACCUUGAAUAUUGCAGGGGACAGAGAGUCAAGUGCUGCCAGCUUGAGGUGGACCCAGAAGGCCUGCCCUCUCUCACUCCCAUGGUGACCCGGGAAGGCUGGGACACAGUGUAAAAAUAUUGGUCUGCUGCAAACAUGCUAUAAAGUACAACGAUAAACAAAAAUAAAGAAUUUAAAAAAAUAAAAACUCAAGAUGGAUGAUGUACUAACUAGACUGAAGAGACAGGGUGUGCCACUGACCUAAAUUUCAUUUUACAUAGCUAUCAUUUGUUUAUUGUUUGCUUUUAUUCGCCAUCUCCUCGCCCCUUUUGUGGAUGAAGUCAGUGAACAAAAUUCUUCAUGGCUGGUGAAUCAUAUUAGCCAAAACACUCAGCCAAGACAGAGAAGGGAAUAGAUUUCAUAGAAUGAGAAAAUUCUAGAAUAUGAAGUCUUGAAAAUGCCCUUAGAGAGGGUUUAGUUCCAAACUCCUCAAAUAACACAGUAUCCAAAGGUCAAAGGAGGGGAGCUAAUUUGCUCAAAAUCUUACAGCUAACUGGCAAGGCUAGAAUUGGCACCUGGGUUUCUUGGCUUCCAGCUAGUGUUCCAGACUAUGGUGAUGGUGAUAGCAUCUAACAUUUACAUAAGGCUAUAUAAUUUAUAAAGUGUACCUACCUACACUUUAUACACAUGUGUACAUACAUACAUAUAUAUAUAUACACACACACAUACACACUGAUCUAGAAGGCCACUUUAAUACAAAGAGCGUAGGUCUUGGCAUCAUAUAAAUACAUGAACCCACAACAUUGAUGACGUCAGUCUUAACGCAGGUAAGUUAAUUUACUUUUCUGAGCCUCAAUUUCUGUAUCACUAAAAUAGAAACAAGACAUUCUUCACAAGAUCAUUAUGAAGAUUAGAUAAGAGCCCACUUAAAUUACACAGCACAGGGUUUGGUACAUGAUAAGCGCACACUGAAUAUCUCUUAAACGUGUGGCACAUAAAUCGUCGUUGCCUUCCCAGUGAUCUUCACAGCGGUCCUUUGAGUAUAUGCACCAUGCUCCUCUUCUGUCCCCCAUACUGAAACAUCCUAAGUAACACUGUCUCUAUUUUCCCCAAACUCCAGAACAUUUUUACUGAGCGUGAUUAGUAUGUUUAUCAGAUAAACCUUGCUGACUUCCUUGAUUUGAGAUACAUUACACUUAAUUUAUUGAGGUGCUCAAAAACAAAGGUGUCUCUUUAAAUGUACUAAUACUCCUAAUAAAAGCUAAUAUUUACAUAGAGCUUACUAUGUGCAAGGGACCAUUCUGAGCAUUUCACAGAUCUUAACUCAUAUAAUCUUAUGAGAUAGAUACCUAUUAUUAUUCCCAUUUUACAGAUGAGGAAACUGGGGCACACAGAGGUUCAGUAACUUUCCCUAAUUCACACAACUAGUAAGCAAAGGAGCUGGGAUUCAGACCCAGACAGUCUGGUUCCAACGUCCAUGCUCUUAACUAUUAAGCCCAUAUCCUGAAAUUCCAGAUGCAGUCCUUGCCUCAAGUCAUCAAAGUCCCCGUACAGAGUCUUCAGCACAUGCACAAAGUCCUGGGAAAGACUUCCCGCUGCCUUUGCGCUCUCUUGACUUUCUGUGGCUUUGCCAAGGUAGGCGCUCUCCUUAUAUUCCUUUAAGAGGACAUCAUACAGAGUUCUUGCUGCUUUUAAUUUAAACCUAAGCCAGAUUUUCCUCACUGACCUAAACCAUAGCUUCCAUUUCCUCUGAAUCUGGGACAAAUGUUCUUACACCCACUAGAGUCCCCAUAAUUACAAUCAUGGCUGAGAGGCCAGCUGUGGGACUUGACCAUUAGUGAAUACAUUUUCCCUUCAAAAAAUCCAUCAAAGCAAUGGCCCCCUGGACAAAGGCACCAAGGACAUAUUUCUCAGAUGAUUGGUGAUCUGAGUGUAAAAGGCUUUGGACUGAAGGACCAGAGGACUGGGUUCUAAUUCUGGGUUUGUGGUUUACCUGCAGUAUGAACCUGGCCCAACCACUUGUUCAUCAAGCACUGUUUUAGACUCUGAGGCUAGGAGUUCAGGUUCUCUGAGAAGCAGAUGCAAGAUGAGUUAAGACCUGCAAGAGAUUUAUUGGGUGAGACACCUGUGAGGGAUAAUAGGAAGGAGUGGGAGAAGGGAGCAAAGCCUUUCAGUGGGGUACAGGACUGACUCCUGUGACAGAAGGCAAGGAGAAGGAUUAGACUGCAGUACAAUUCUAGGACAGUUUCCUCUGGAUCAGUGAGCGUUCUUAAGAGAAGGUCUCUGAUUAAAGGAGUCUCGUGUCUCACAGGAACAGGCCUGUAGCAAUACUCCUGCCAUUUCCUUUGACACUGGAUGAGAAUGGCUAUGAGGAGUUGAGGGAUGCAGAAGGCCAGCAGCUGGGGCCAUCAGUCAGUUCUGCCCACAUCAGGAGACAGAGAGGCAGAAUUUUAUGGCCAGCCCACUGAAGCAUCAAUGGUGAAUAGAACAUGUGAGGUUCAGGCUCUUAAGAGAGCUCACAGUCAAGUGGGAAGAGACAGAUGAAAAAAUGUUUAAGUGGUAGCAAUAAGUGCUUUGAUGAGGAGAAGAAGACAGAGUAACGUGAUUAGGAGUAGCUUGAGGUCAGAUGAUCAAGAAAGGCCUUUCUGAGCCUGAGUUUCUUUAUUGGUCCUAUUAAAAUAGUUGGGUUUGUUGUUUUGUUUUGUUUUUUUUUCCCAUUCCAGUGGAUAUUUGUGUAGCACUUAUAAUUUAUAAGUAUAUGCUCCUCAUCUACCCUCACAUACUGCUGGAUAAUAGAAUGAUCCUUCAGCUUGGUGUGUAAAAGACUUGGGCUUGAGUCCUGGUUUGGGCAUUUCCUGAGAGCUCUAGAUCGCUGAGUAAGUCAUUUUAUUCCUCUGAGUCGUAGUCUCAUCUUAUGUUAAAUGAAUCUGGAAAGAUCACUGCCUUGCCAACUUUGUAGGGCUGUUAUAAAUGUCAAAGUUGUCGAGAGCAACCUACAAUUGGAAAAUAAAAUUAUAAUAAAAAUUUCUUUUACAACAGCUUCAAAAAAUAAAGCACUUAAUUAAUUUAACAAAAAUCAUAUAAGAUCUCUGUACAGCAAAUGACAAAACAUUGCCAGGAGAAAUGAAGAAGACCCAGUAAAGGGAGAGAGAAACCAUGUUGUAAAGUAGAACAUUCACUAAUGUUACUGUGUUGUUUCUCCCUGGAUUGAUCUAUAGAUUGAGCCCAAUCUCUGUCAUAAUCCCAGCAUGCUUUUUUUGUAUUAAUUAUACCAAAGCAAAUGAGAAGGUACUGUAUACACAUAGGAAAGUAUUACUGUUUUAUCAAAGAGUAUGUCAAUAAUAAUUCUGACCCUUUCCAGUCAUAAUAUGGUCCUUUUUUUGAGAACUUCAGGGAACCAUGUUAGAUUAUUAGGUGGAAGCUCUUUUCACUGUCCUCAGAAGUAGAAAAGUCUACUCAAACUUAGAAUGUUUAUUGUUCUUCUAAUGAGAUGUAUUACUAGAAAAAAACACUAAACCUGAAAAAUAAGGGACUUACAUUCUUUCUCAGGACUACCAAUCAGUCACUGGUAAGAAAAUACUUGGUCUCUCUGGAUCUUAGAUUUCUUAUCAGUAAAAUAAAAUAUUAAACUAAGUGAUCUGUUGGUCAGUUCCAGACCUGUGCAUCUGUGAUAUUUAAGAAGAAUAAACCAUUAUGGAUCAGAAAGAACAAUCUGGUGACUUCUCUCCAAGCCUGGUUCAAUAUAAGUUUAUCAUGUUACUUUUGUGAACCCUUUAAUUCCAUAUGCUAACCAGCGACUAGCAGCAUGUUGUUUGUGCCCAAGAUGUACUAAAAUGAAAAAGAACAGGAUUUCUUAUAAUUAUACUAAUGCACUUUCCAAACUGGCUUUUCUUGUGAUUCCUCCUUUUGAUUUUUUUCAAAGCAUAAGUUUGGGAUUCAUUGGUCUUGGUUUCAGCCUCUGUCUCCUUAAUGAUGAACUUAAAUUAGAUGCUAAUAUUUUGAAAGAGGACAUGGUUACACAAACCAGAAUGACAGUUUCUAGUCCAGAGGUUGCCAAACUUCCUCUGUAAAAGGUCAGAUUGUAAAUAUUGUAGGUUUUACCACCAUUAUGUUCUCUCACAAGUACUCAACUUCACUGUUGUAGCACAUAAGCAGCCAUAAACAGUAUGUAAAUGAAUAGCUGUGUUCCAAUAAAACUUUAUUUAUAAAAACAGCUGGUAGGCCCAGUUUGACUUAUGGUCCAUAGUUUGCCACCCCCUAUUCUCAUGUAAUAACAUACCUUGACAGGCCUACCAAGACACAUUUACAUAUGGUCUUAGGUGUUGGCCUUUCUAACAGUGUUAAAAAGAUAGCAAGCACUUCUGGGGUGCCUCGGUAGGUUAGUUAAGUGUCCGACUUGAUUUUGGCUCAGGUCAUGAACUUGCGGGGUUCUUGAGAUUGAAUCCCACAUCAGGCUGUGCGCUGAUAGUGCAGAGCCUGCUUGGGAUUCUCUCUCUCCCUCUCUAUUUACCCCUCCCCCAUGCAUACUCUCUCUCAAAAUAAAUAAAUAAACUUUAAAAAAAAAAAAAGCGCUUCCUUUUGGAUCCAGCAGAAAAAAACCUAGAGUUGUUGAGGCGUCAAGAUACAAGACUGGAAGAUGAGUAGGAAAGCUACAUAUAUGAAGCCAGGAGAGACUGUUGUGACACCAGGACCGGAGGCAGCAACUAAGAAAAGCUGCCGGUUAGAAGUUGGGUCCUUCCAGGCUCUUUGCCUCUGGGGUCCUCUACGUACCUCACAAAGGCCAGUUGAGUUCAUUUGUACUUCCCGGCACCAGUCCUGGCUCUGAUCAAACCCUGAAGGUCUGUGAACACCAAGCUUAAGCCCUUCUCCCAUGUCAGGCCACCUUCCACGAUGGAGUGCUGAGGAAGGACCUCCCUCUGUGAUGUACUGAUGUGCAGGGACCGUGGCAUCUCUUUACUCCCUGGGACAACCCUACAGACUCCCUGAGAAACAUGUCCUCUGCCAGUCACGGCCCCCGCUCUUCUCCAGCUGAGCUCAGCAGCUCCAGUCAGCACCUUCUUCGAGAACGCAAGUCCUCAGCCCCAUCGCACUCCAGCCAGCCAACCUUGUUCACCUUUGAACCCCCUGUGUCCAACCACAUGCAGCCCACCUUGUCCACCAGUGCGCCUCAGGAGUAUCUCUACUUGCACCAGUGCAUAAGCCGGAGAGCGGAAAAUGCAAGGAGUGCCAGCUUCUCUCAGGGCACCAGGGCCUCGUUUCUCAUGAGGAGCGACACAGCUGUACAGAAACUUGCCCAGGGCAAUGGACACUGCGUCAAUGGGGUCAGCGGUCAAGUCCAUGGCUUCUAUAGCCUCCCCAAGCCAAGCCGGCACAAUACAGAAUUCAGAGACAGUACCUACGACCUCCCCCGGAGCCUGGCCUCCCACGGCCACACGAAGGGCAGCCUUACGGGCUCUGAGACCGAUAAUGAGGACAUAUACACCUUCAAGACACCCAGCAACACUCUAUGUCGGGAGUUUGGGGACCUCCUGGUGGACAAUAUGGACGUUCCAGCCACCCCACUCUCAGCCUACCAGAUCCCUAGGACAUUCACGCUGGACAAGAACCACAAUGCCAUGGCAGUGGCCACUCCUGGGGAUUCGGCCAUAGCUCCCCCACCCCGGCCCCCCAAGCCAAGUCAGGCAGAAACACCUCGAUGGGGCAGUCCUCAGCAGAGACCUCCAAUCAGUGAAAGCAGCAGAUCCGUCUCUGCCGCUGCCACCAUCCCCAGGCGCAAUACCCUCCCGGCGAUGGACAGCAGCCGGCUCCACCGAGCUUCUUCCUGUGAAUCCUACGAGUACCCCCAGCGAGGAGGAGAGAGUGCAGGCCGGUCUGCCGAGUCCAUGAGUGAUGCGGUCCGUUCUUUCCUGCCAGGGAAAACAGUUGUAGGCCGAUCAGAUAGCACCAAUUCUGAGGACAACUACGUGCCCAUGAAUCCAGGUUCCUCCACCCUGCUGGCCAUGGAGCGAGCAGGUGAUAAUUCCCAGAGUGUCUACAUCCCCAUGAGCCCAGGACCCCAUCACUUUGACGCGCUUGGCUACCCCUCAACAGCCCUUUCUCUGCACCGGGGCCCCAGCCGAGGGAGUGAGAUCCAGCCACCCCCUGUCAACCGCAACCUCAAACCUGACCGGAAAGCAAAGCCAACACCACUCGACCUGAGAAACAACACUGUCAUCGAUGAGCUCCCCUUCAAGUCACCUGUCACCAAGUCUUGGUCGAGGGCCGUUCACACCUUCAACUCCAGCUCCUCCCAGUACUGCCGCCCCAUCUCCACCCAGAGCAUCACCAGCACGGACUCCGGAGACAGCGAAGAGAACUACGUCCCUAUGCAAAACCCAGUGUCUGCGUCUCCCAUCCCCAGCGGCACCAGCAGUCCGGCCCCUAAGAAGAGCACGGGCAGCGUUGACUAUCUGGCCCUGGACUUUCAGCCGAGCUCCCCAAGCCCCCACCGCAAGCCGUCCACGUCCUCUGUGACUUCCGAUGAGAAGGUAGACUACGUUCAGGUGGACAAGGAGAAGACCCAGGCUCUGCAGAGCACCAUGCAGGAGUGGACAGACGUGAGGCAGUCCUCGGAGCCUUCCAAGGGCACCAAGCUGUGACACAGGGGCCACCAAGUCUGGGGAGGCGCCUGGAGGUAGAAUCACCGGAGCUGGCUCCUCCCCGUCUGCCCCCGCCCCCUUCUCUCCAGUUGUCCCCUCCACUCUGGCCUUCAAAGCACUUGAUGUCAGGGACCCUGAACCCUUCUCCUGGGAGGUGAGGGCCUGAUCAAGGCACUACUCUGCCCACUCAGGGCCCACCUUUGAUUUUUAUCAGUAAUGGCCAUCCUCUACCCACCUUAGUUAGAGCUAUUGCCAAAAAGCAUCCUUCAGCCUCUUUUUCUGUCCUUUAGACCUAAAUACCUACUAGGCGUUGGGAGGGGCUGGGGCUCUGAGCCAGAUUCCACACCUCACAUACGGUCUUGGCCCUCAAGCCCUCUUCCCUCCAGCUACUGGGCUACCUCUCCUUAAGUCCCACAAGAUGCCACGUCAUCUCGCUGGUCCAAGGAGCCCAGGACCAGCAGACCAAAGUGGACAUGGACUUCUUCAUCCUUGUCUUUCUUGGUAGGGGAGAGGCAAGGCCACCAAAAGAUGGAGUUGAGAAGGAAGGUUAGAGGUGGUCUUGAGGGACAGAGGAAUGAGAUCCCAGGUGCAGAAGGCAGUUGAUAUGGGCAGGGGGGCCUCCUAACUUGGUAGCUGUUGUAGGUUGGGAGAGCCAGAAGAAUGAGGACAAAAGGAAGAAAAACAGAGGAUAGGCAACCAAAAACAAGGGGCAGGGGGUGACAAGGACCCUGUGGGGUCAGGGCCCCCAGGACUGUGGAGCUUACAGGCCCUCUUCCCUGGGUGGACCCGCUAGAGGAGGCUUCGACGGUGCUGGGUGUGCAGUGGAGGGAGGCAAGUGAUGCAGGGUCGGGAUGGAUCGUGGGGUGGACUGGAGGUGCUUUAGGGCUGUAUACCGCAGUGGGGAGGGUGCAGCAAGUGAGUUUGUGCAAGACAGGCGGUGGGGGUGGGCGGAUGACUGACAGAUGGGAGGCAGGGUAAGGAUGGUGGAGGUGGACAGUGCCUGGGGAUGCAGAGAGGAGCAGAAAGUGAAGGAGCCACGUGUGCAGGGCAGACCGAGGGCAGCGGGGAAAGCAGGCAGGGGAGAGUGGUGUCCCCAAGGAUGGGUAGGAGAGCAGGGGCUCGUGCCAGGGCCCAAUGGAGGUACGAGUGUGGUGCCGGGAGCCCAUAGUGCUUGCCCAGUUCAUCUUACAGCUGUCGCUCCCUGCUAGCCCAGUGCCACACUGGACUCAGACCUGACCCUGCAGGGUACAGGAGGCAGGACCUCACCCCCAGGUACUUUCUGGCAACCUGGGGAGGAGGGACCCAAAUCUUCCAGAGUUGCAGAGGCAACUGGGCAGAUCAGAUGUUUCGUCCAACCAUGGAUGAAGAGACCUCCUUCCUUUGGGAAAAAAAUAAAAGACUUCCCACCCUGCCUGGUGGAGGUGGCUCCCGGUCACCAAUCAGCCCUUACGAGCCCACACCUGGCCCUUCUCUAAGAAGCUC